Messenger RNA from Didymosphaeria variabile, 3240 nucleotides. RefSeq lists its product as uncharacterized. Gene Ontology annotation, biological process: regulation of transcription by RNA polymerase II. The transcript has 4 exons. The record is from RefSeq and is a predicted model, not a curated record. Lineage: Eukaryota; Fungi; Ascomycota; Dothideomycetes; Pleosporales; Didymosphaeriaceae. The coding region runs from base 1 to 3240 and encodes 1079 amino acids.
AUGGCGCCGCUGCCCGGCACUCCCAGACCACGCGUGAGGAGCUCCGGGCGACCGCUCAAGCGAACCAUCUCCGAUUCUGCGCCUCCGCUCAAAAAGCGCAAGUACAUACCUGGCGGGCCUGGUGGUGGUGGCAGGUACGUCGACGAAGACGGCAUCGAGACACCGGUAGGCGGCACAGGACCUGGGGGCUACGCAUACACUGGACCUCGUGGCCGCAUCGGCCGCAUGAACGCUGAAGCACAAGGGCUGCCUCUCGACGCGCCCUCCCCUUCAUAUUCUCGCCCUCGACGCGAACGACCGCCAGCUGGGCCACGAUCCAGUUCGGCCGCCGCAGUAGCCGCCGCAGUGGCGCAACACGACGGAUACAAGCCGCGCGAAGAGCGCGGGUGGGAGGAGUUUCAUCAGACAUUGGACAUCGAUCUCGAGCUGCCCAUAUUCAGCGCGGACCAGGUCGACGGCACAAGUCCCCCCGAAUCCGCACCCGGCACACCUAUCAACGGGUUUUAUACUGGACAGUAUGCCAUCGACAGCGGGGUGUCCGCCCAGUUCGAGGGCAUUCGCGCCCAGCAAGCUUCGCAAGAUGCCUCCACUAUCAAUGGCGUUCAGAUGACUCCCCGAAAACGGGGCCCAGGGCGGCCGCCUCGCAAGAUCGACUCCAUGCUGAACGGAUUAGGCUCGCCCCCGCGACCGCGCAUCAACCCUUUGCCGACUAUGAAUCCAAAGGAAAAGCUGAAUCUACCCAAGCCCUCUACCCGCCAAGUGGAAACUUUCAAGGCAUACGAAGAAAGCGAAGCUGUCAAAAUCAACUAUGUUGACCGGACCAUGGCCAGCAUCGGCUAUCAAGAAAGCGAGAUCUUCGCGAAACCAGAGAAGGCGUUGAUCCGUGUGCCUGAAGGUUCGAUCGAGGAGGACUUGGACCUGACAUUACAAUCGGAAGGCGAUGGCUCGAGUGCGGUUGGAGUUGGGCGUGUGGAGUAUGACAUGGACGAGCAGGACGAUCGGUGGCUGGAUACUAUCAACGCGCAGCGGCGAGAUGAGGGGGUAGAGGCUAUUAAGCCUGCAAUAUUUGAGGUCACCAUCACACAAAUCGAGAAAGAGUGGCAUGCUCUCGAGAAACGUAAGAUUCUGCGUCUGUUUAGUGCGGCAAGUUGUCUAACGCAAGUACAGGGAUACCUAAACCAAACCCGAAACCCCCACAAACCCAUCGACCACGUUCCAGCUCAGCAGCUGCAGUUAAUGGAGAGCCCGCAGGCCAAGGCGACGAGCAGGAUACAAAGUGCGCUGUUUGCGACGACGGUGAUUGGUUGCAUUUUUUGUCCGAACAUUGAUGGUGCCUUCAAGCAAACCACUGCAAUGAAAUGGGCGCAUCUUCUCUGCGCAAUGUGGAUUCCGGAAGUAUCGUUAGCGAACACGACGUUUCAGGAGCCUGUACAAGAUGUCGAAAAGGUGCCAAAGACACGGUGGAAGCUGACUUGCUAUAUCUGCAAGCAAAAGAUGGGCGCAUGCAUCCAAUGCGGCCACAAGUCCUGCUUCGAGGCAUUCCAUGUGACGUGCGCACGUAAGGCUCGUUUGUGCCUGAAGAUGAAAUCCUCCUCGUCCCAAAACCCACACGAUGCCAGCGUCCUCAAGGCAUAUUGCGAUAGACAUUCGCCUAGCGACUGGCGACGCGAGAAUGAUGUGGACGGUGCGUUAGCUGAAGCCAAAUAUUUCUAUCGACAGACGAUGCGGCACGUUCGUUGGGGUGAUAGCCAGGCAUAUGCUUUAUCUAUUGGUUCUACGCAUCCUAUACCGUCUGUGGAAGGUCCCGAGGAAGAUGAUGGCUCAAGCAAUCGACGCAGACGUCCAGGACCAGCUGUGAAGUCUUGGCGACUUCCAUCUGGAGCUCCAGUUGUACCCCAUGCUGUGUAUCACAACGUGGAAAACUCACUCAUAAGAUUCAAUGUUCGCAAACGCAAGGAAUUCGUCCAGGAAGCUUGCAAAUACUGGACAUUGAAACGAGAAGCCCGGCGCGGCGCGGCCCUGAUUAAACGCCUUCAACUUCAAUUAGAUGCGUUCUCCUCGAUGGAGAUCACUCGGCGUAAUUUUGCGGGAAUGGGCGCUGUCGGUCGACCUAGACUUCAACGCCGUAUUCACUUUGCGGAGCUUCUUGAGGAUGAUAUGGAGUCGAUCCUCAUCAUGUGCGAAACGGUCAAGAAACGUGAGGCUGAGAGGCUCAAGGAUGUUAUGAUUUUAAGAAAUAUGCUCGAUGCUAUGUAUUUCCCGAUCUCGCCAUUGCUUGAACCGAUCCUCGAGCGAGCUGCAAUGUAUGACAACAAAGACAUCUUCAAAGAAGGCCUUUUGGAGUUGCAGACUAGGCUUGCAGAGAAGUUUUACACGUCUGUGCAAGCCUUCAGCGAAGACAUGGUAGCCGUGUUCAGCUCAGUCAUUGGCUUUGCUGCCAUUGUGGACGUCAGCGAUGCUGAACAACAGCUUGGCGGCGGUGCUCACAAUCUUCUAACCGCUGAGCAAAAGGAGAAGAAGAAGCUGGCCAAACGCAUCAUCAAGGGCAUUCAACCUCUAUUUGACGAUGCAAUGCAUAAAGAGUCCGACUUGGCCGGCAGACCGUUCGAAAGAGAGGUCCCGAAUCUCGAGGCCAUACUUGACCAGAAACUACGUACACGACCAUUUACUUCGGCUUCUACUAACGGUGUGCAUGGGAGCAUUGAAGACGGGGCCUCUGGUGGUGCAGUCCAAGCCGCGAAGACGAUCAUGGAUGGGGUCGCAGCCAAAGGCGACGAGACCAUGCCACAUGCACCAACGCCUGAGGAACUAUCCGAAGUUCAUCGAUCUGCGCGGGAUGAGGCUGCUGAUGAAGCUGCUAUCGCUGCCCAGCUCGGACAGGACACCAUGCAGAUAGUCGCGGAUCCUGAACCCAUGGAUGUGGAUGGGGUCCAAAGAAAUAACACGACCGCGGCACCGCCAACGCCCCCGGGGUCAGACCAAGAUUUGCUUGGCCCAAUCCAUCACGGUGGUGUACCUUGGUACAUGAAAGAAUUCGAUCCCGAAGGAACAACCGUCUACGAAGAGCGUUGGCCCGGCAGAGACGUGUUGCGAGAUAUGAGCGAAGAGUUGAGCGAGCUGGACGACGAUGAGCUGAAUGGCCUGGCUGGAUCCGAAGCCAUGAUACCGGAAUCAGUUGUUUCAGAGGAACUACAAGAGGUUGCGCGAAACAAGCGCAACAGAAACCGUGGCCUUCGGUAG